CGACACGCACGACCUCGAUAGCGUCUCUAUAAUUUGCAAGCAGACAUGUUCGCUACGUUGUCGCUGAAAUUCUGUGUUCUCCUCUUCUUUGCGAUUGUCGCAAAUGGCAACUUUGUGGAGGAUGAUAAAAACCAUCUAAGGUUUCCACCAGGCUUUGUUCUGGGAGCUGCGACAGCCGCAUACCAAAUAGAAGGAGCUUGGAAUGUGAGCGAUAAAGGGGAAAGUACUUGGGACCGUUUCUGCCAUUACAAGGAUGGACGUGUCUAUGGUAAGGCCACGGGCGAUGUGGCUACCAACUCUUACUACAAGUACAAGGAAGACGUAGCUUUGUUGAAGAAACUUGGGUUCACGUCGUACAGGUUUUCCGUGAGCUGGCCACGAAUAUUGCCGACAGGAUUCGCGAAUUACAUUAGCCAGGAUGGCGUUCGUUAUUACCACAAUCUGAUCGACGAGUUAUUGGCGAACGAAAUCGAGCCGCUCAUGACACUUUAUCACUGGGAUCACCCUCAAGUUCUCGAAGAUGCUGGUGGCUGGCUGAAUUCGGAAAUGGUCAACUGGUUCGGCGAUUAUGCCAGAAUCUUGUACAGAGAGUACGGAGAUAAGGUGAAGCGGUUCAUCCCGAUAAACGAAGCCCACUCCGUAUGCAUAAAUGGUUACUCGACCGGGGUGGACGCACCUGGAAAGAAGCUACACGGUAUCGGCGAGUAUCUUUGCAUCCACAACUCGAUCAAAGCCCACGCGAGAGCUUACCGAAUAUACGAAAAAGAGUUCAAACCAACGCAGCACGGCGAGGUCGGAUUCAUGUACAGUUUGCCCACUCCCAUACCAAAGAAUUCAAGUGACAUACUGUCAGCGGUGGUCGGUUUCGAAUUCGCUGCUGGUUGGAUUUUGCAUCCUAUCUAUGCCAAGAAUGGUGACUACCCGGAAAUCAUGAAGGAAAUGAUUGCCGCCAAGAGCAAGCAGCAGGGUUACGCGAGAUCUCGUUUGCCAGAGUUCGAGCCCGAGUGGAUCGACUACAUAAGGGGAACCUCAGACUUUCUAGCGGUAAAUCAUUACACCUCGAAAUUAAUGGAACCCGGUGAAUCAGGUCCAGUACCAUCUCAUGUAAACGACGCGGGUCUUGUAGCAUCCUAUAAACCUUCUUGGGCCAAGACAGCUUCCGACUGGUUAAGAGUUGCACCCGAGGGUUUCCGAUACCUGCUUCGUCAAUUAGCAACGAAAUAUGGAAAUCCACCAAUCUACAUAACUGAAAAUGGUUACUCUGAUACUGGAACCAACCAUGAUUGGGAAAGAAUUCAGUAUUAUCGCGAUUAUUUGGAGCAGAUGCUUUUGGCCAUGUACGUCGAUGGCGUUAACGUGAAAGGGUACUAUCUAUGGUCGCUUCUUGACAACUUUGAGUGGCGACGGGGAUAUAGCGAACGUUUCGGAAUCGUGUCUGUCGAUUUCUCGGAUCAAAACAGGACACGGACCUUGAAGCAAUCUGCUUUAUGGUGGCAGCAAGUUACAGCUGAAAGAAAACUUCCAUUAUCAAUAAUUGUUCCAACGACUCCAAGACCUGAAAUUCCGCUUUCCACUCCAAGACCCACUCCAAGACCCAUUCGAGGACCCAUUUGAAGACCUACUCGGAGACCCUAGAUGGUGAAUUAUCAUCGAUACUUGUCACGAUAGAGAUUAUUCGGAUACUCGUACAUAUGGUUUUUCGAAAAAAGAAAAUCAUCGAUAGUAACAUAAUAAUUACUAUAAAUAAAGUUUGUACUCUGCGCGGGCGUCGCAACUGUUUCAGUAUUACUUAACGCGGAUCAUAACCGACAAACGUCUAUCUGUACUGAUUCAUUCGUUCACGAGAUAUGUAUGUAAUUUAUUUGUAACCUCAGAUGUGUAAGAAUGUCUAUUAUUAUAAAGUGUGUAAAAUCUUAAAAUGUGAAUUUAUUUAAAAACUUCACUUAUUAUAAUGUAAACGACACAAUAUUCACAUAUUACAUAGUUAUAAGUUUUCCUUCAUAACGUGUACAGAAUUAGUGCAGUAUUAUUCCGAUAAAUUAAUCGAUUAUUAAAAUUAUAACGAAUAAUAAUAGAUAAAAUAUGAAUGUAAUCAUAUGGAUGGAAUAUAUUUUGGUGUAGCUAAUUCAUGAGUUUAUCGUCAUGUUUGUAACACAAACUCGGAGCGACCCGUUGCAAAAUACUAACCCGAGCCAAUUUAUAGUAUUCAGUUGAUUCAGCGAAUUAAAACUGUUU
This is a messenger RNA of Hylaeus volcanicus, 2235 nucleotides long. Its product is annotated as myrosinase 1-like. Gene Ontology annotation, molecular function: beta-glucosidase activity. The transcript has 7 exons. NCBI's taxonomy places the organism in Eukaryota, Metazoa, Arthropoda, Insecta, Hymenoptera, Colletidae. Gene Ontology annotation, biological process: carbohydrate metabolic process. The record is from RefSeq and is a predicted model, not a curated record. The coding region runs from base 46 to 1614 and encodes 522 amino acids.